Molecule: messenger RNA, 1176 nt
Organism: Hippopotamus amphibius kiboko
Lineage: Eukaryota; Metazoa; Chordata; Mammalia; Artiodactyla; Hippopotamidae
Product: zinc finger protein 596-like
Exons: 6
Coding region: 1-1176 (391 amino acids)
Biological process (GO): negative regulation of transcription by RNA polymerase II
Molecular function (GO): DNA-binding transcription repressor activity, RNA polymerase II-specific
Source: RefSeq, a predicted model, not a curated record
AUGGAGCCCCUGAGUCCCCGGCCUGUGCUGCUGAGCCAUUUGACCUCAGAGUCUGUGAAGAACACCUGCCUCCUGCAGCAUGAGGAGAGCACCUCCCGGUAUCCAGUGCUGUGGGAAUCUUGCUCGGUUCCGGGGAUCGCGAGGCCCCCCUUCAUGGUGCUCUGGCCUCUCAUGGAAUCAGUGACCUUCAAGGAUAUAGCUGUAGACUUCACCCAGGAAGAGUGGGCCCUGCUGGAUGCCUCCCAGAAAGCCCUGUUCAGAGACGUGAUGCUGGAGAGCAUCACCCACCUGGUCUCCAUAGGGUAUCAGAUCAGCAAAUCAGAUGUGAUCUCCCAGCUGGAACCAGGAAAAGACCUGUGGAGUGAAGCAAUAGGACGCCUCCGAGGCCAGAGUCCAGGAGAUCCCAUUGGAUGCACUGAUCUGAAUGAUGAAUUCACUCCUCGAUCUUCACCUCAACAUUCAUCAAUUUGCUUAAGAAGGAAAAGUAAUUUCAGCAAACAGUGUGGAGAAUCACUUAGUCAAAGGUCCUUCCUUGAUGGACAGGAUCACAUUCACACCAGAGGUAAAUCAUGUGAAUGUCCUCUAUGUGGGAAAGUCUUUAGUAAUUGCUUUAGCCUCAAACGACACAAGAUGAUUCACACUGGAGAGAAACCAUAUGGAUGUCAUCUCUGUGGGAAAGUCUUCAAUCAAAAUUCCUCCUUAAAACAACAUCAGAACACUCACACUGGAGAGAAACCAUUCAAAUGUCAUCUGUGUGGAAAAGUCUUCAGUCAGAGUUCUUCCUUGAAACAACAUGAGAAGACUCACACGGGGGAGAAGUGCUAUGAAUGUCAGCAGUGUGGGAAAGCAUUUCUUCAAAGCUCUGGCCUUAGUUCUCACAAGAAAAUCCACACUGGAGAGAAACCACACAUAUGUCUUGAGUGUGGGAAGACCUUCAGUCAUAGUUCUGGGCUUCGUAAGCACCAGAGAAUUCACACUAGAGAGAAACCACACAUAUGCUUUGUGUGUGGGAAGGCCUUCAAUGAACAUGCUAAACUGAAAGAACAUGAGAGAACCCACACUGGAGAGCUGCCCUAUGAAUGUCUGCUCUGUGGGAAAUACUUCAGUCAUGGCUCUUCCCUUAGACAACAUGAAGGAACCCAGCACUGGGGAGAAAGUCAGGAGGGCCCUCAGUAG